UGAGUAAAGGGGCGGGGUCAGAUAGACCGUUACCGCCGCCAUCUUGGUGGAGGCAUCAGAAGAGCUGGAGAGAGAUCAUGUCCACCCUCUUCACAUCGCUCCUCCCACAAGUCACCGACUCUCUGUGGUUUAAUCUGGACCGGCCGUGUGUGGAUGAGAACGAACUCCAGCAACAGGAGCAGCAGCACCAGGCCUGGCUCCAGAGCAUCGCAGAGAAAGACAACAACUUGGUCCCCAUAGGAAAGCCCGCCUCCGAGCCGUACGACGAGGAGGAGGAAGAGGACGAUGAGGAUGACGAGGACAGCGAGGAGGAUUCGGAGGACGAUGAGGACAUGCAGGACAUGGAUGAGAUGAAUGAUUAUAACGAGUCUCCAGAUGACGGUGAGAUUGAGGCCGACAUGGAGGGAGCUGAGCAGGACCAGGACCAGUGGAUGAUCUGAUUGGACGAGGCCUGGGACCGUCUGCUGAUACUUCCGUCUCCCCCCCUCAGUCGCCAAACGUCCACCAAAAACUGCUUGUAAAUGUAUUUAUAGUGUAGAUAAUGAGGGGGCGCUGUUCAUCCGGAGCGGUGGGGGAGGGGGUGUUUUCUGUGAAAAUUGAGAGGAGAGGGUUUCUUGUACAUAUUUUAUACGGCCCAGAGUCAGACCCCCACUGGUGACCCCCCCCACGGGUGUAUGAGGGAGGGAUCUCUCCUGCAGGUGUAUUUGGGAGGGAUCUCUCCUCCAGGUGACCCCCACAGGUGUAUGGGGGAGGGAUCUCUCCUCCAGGUGAUCCCCCACAGGUGUAUGGGGGAGGGAUCUCUCCUCUAGGUGACCCCCACAGGUGUAUGGAGGAGGGAUCUCUCCUCUAGGUGAUCCCCACAGGUGUAUGGGGGAGGGAUCUCUCCUCCAGGUGAUCCCCACAGGUGUAUGGGGGAGUGAUCUCUCCUGCAGGUGUAUGGGGGAGGGAUCUCUCCUCUAGGUGAUCCCCACAGGUGUAUGGGGGAGUGAUCUCUCCUGCAGGUGACUUCCACAAGGUGUAUGGGGGAGGGAUCUCUCCUCUAGGUGACCCCCACAGGUGUAUUUGGGAGGGAUCUCUCCUGCAGGUGACUUCCACAGGUGUAGGGGGGAGGGAUCUCUCCUGCAGGUGACUUCCACAGGUGUAUGGGGGAGGGAUCUCUCCUGCAGGUGACUUCCACAGGUGUAUGGAGGAGGGAUCUCUCCUGCAGGUGACUUCCACAGGUGUAUGGGGGAGGGAUCUCUCCUCUAGGUGACCCCCACAGGUUUAUGGGGGAGGGAUCUCUCCUGCAGGUGACCCCCACAGGUGUAUGGGGAAGGGAUCUCUCCUGCAGGUGACCCCCACAGGUGUAUGGGGAAGGGAUCUCUCCUGCAGGUGACCCCCACAGGUGUAUGGGGAAGGGAUCUCUCCUCCAGGUGAUCCCCACAGGUGUAUGGGGGAGGGAUCUCUCCUCUAGGUGACUUCCACAGGUGUAUUUGGGAGGGAUCUCUCCUGCAGGUGACUUCCACAGGUGUAUGGGGGAGGGAUCUCUCCUCCCGGUGAUGCCUACAGGUGUAUGGGGGAGGGAUCUCUCCUCCAGGUGACCCCCACAGGUGUAUGGGGGAGGGAUUUCCAGGUGACCCCCCCCCCCCCGGUGUAUAGGGGAGGGGGAUCUCUCCUCCGGGAGUCCCCCAUUGGUGCACGCUAGUUCUGUCCUCCAUCUUCACCUGUAUAUUACCUGUCAGUAUUGUUCUGUCCCUCCUUGAUUUUUGUGCAUUUGUAUUUUUCUUGAACAUGAAAUAAAUAUUGUUUUCUCAAA
Molecule: messenger RNA, 1795 nt
Organism: Rana temporaria (common frog)
Lineage: Eukaryota; Metazoa; Chordata; Amphibia; Anura; Ranidae
Gene: ANAPC15
Product: anaphase promoting complex subunit 15
Exons: 7
Coding region: 78-440 (120 amino acids)
Biological process (GO): regulation of mitotic cell cycle spindle assembly checkpoint
Cellular component (GO): anaphase-promoting complex
Source: RefSeq, a predicted model, not a curated record